AAAUGAUUUCAGUCAGCCACAUCUUCGUUAGUUACUCCAGUGUCCUCUAUAUAAUGGCCCCAUCGAUCUUGUCCUCGUCUUUCUUUUUAGUUUAUAAUUUAUAACUUCAACUAAUAACAUCCACACAAAAAUAGAAUUGCUCUUAGAACACAAAAAACAAACCAAAUAAUAAACUGCUUUCUUUAUAUUUAUAAAAGCCUCUUUCCUAUACUGACAUAAGCAAGCUAUUCUAUAAUUCACACAAAAGAAAUAAAAUAAAAUAAACCAUGGCUGUACCGGUAAUUAUGUGGUGGCUACUAAUGGUGGUCGUGGUGGUUCAAUCAGAGUACUCCCCCUCAGUAAUUCAAUUAAAGUGGGAGGUUGAGUAUAAGUUCUGGUGGCCGGAUUGUAAGGAAGGCAUUGUUAUGGCCAUCAAUGGCCAGUUUCCGGGGCCGACUAUCGAAGCGGUCGCCGGAGACAACGUCAACAUCCACGUCAUUAACAAACUCUCCACUGAAGGUGUUGUCAUUCAUUGGCAUGGCAUACAUCAGAACGGGACAGCAUGGGCAGAUGGAGCAGCGGGUGUGACGCAAUGUCCUAUAAACCCUGGCGAAACUUUCACUUACAGUUUCAUUGUUGAUAAGCCAGGAACAUAUUUCUACCAUGGACACUAUGGGAUGCAGAGAUCGGCGGGACUGUACGGAAUGUUGAUAGUGAAAUCACCGGAAGAGACAUUAAAAUACGAUGGAGAGUUUAAUUUGUUGCUUAGCGACUGGUGGCAUAAAAGCAUUCACGCGCAAGAACUCGCUCUUUCUUCUCAACCAAUGCGUUGGAUCGGAGAACCUAAGAGCUUGUUGAUCAACGGAAAAGGACAGUUUAAUUGUUCACAAGCAGCACAUCUUACCAAAAAAGAUGAUCAAUGCACGUUUAAAGGGAAAGACGAAGAUCAGUGCGCAUCUCACACUCUACGGGUCGAGCCUAAUAGAGUUUACCGUCUUCGAAUCGCUAGCACCACUGCUCUUGCUUCCCUCAACUUGGCCGUUCAAGAACACGAGCUUGAAGUUGUUGAAGCCGACGGCAAUUACGUCAAACCGUUCAACGUCAGCGACAUUGACAUUUAUUCCGGCGAGACCUAUUCCGUUCUUCUCAGAACCAACGGAUCUAUUUCCAAGAAGUACUGGAUCUCCGUCGGCGUUCGUGGCCGGAAACCUGAAACUCCUCCGGCACUCACCAUGUUAAAUUACGUCAAUGCCCCUGAAGCUGAUCGCCCAGCUAAACAUCCACCGGAGACUCCACGGUGGGACGAUUUCGAUCGGAGCAUAACUUUCACGAAGAAGAUCUUCGCAGCGGAGGGAACUCUAUCGCCGCCGGAGAAUGUUGGAUAAUCUUCAAAAGGCUUAAGGCCCAAGAUGACUUUAAUGAGGAGGUUAAAGUUUAAGAUAGGUCUAGAAUGUUCUAAUUAGGUUUGGAGUUAUAUUUUCCUAAUUGUAAUAUGAUUAGCAAAGUUGUGCUAUCUAUAAAUAAGGCUCUAGGGUUGAGUUGUAACCUCAUGAGUUUAGAGAAAGCUUGUUUAGUUUUAAGAGAGUUUCUAAACAAUCAAUAAAGAGAGUUAUACUUUGUUGAA
This is a messenger RNA of Arabidopsis lyrata subsp. lyrata, 1603 nucleotides long. RefSeq names its product L-ascorbate oxidase-like. The coding region runs from base 267 to 1364 and encodes 365 amino acids. The transcript has 4 exons. NCBI's taxonomy places the organism in Eukaryota, Viridiplantae, Streptophyta, Magnoliopsida, Brassicales, Brassicaceae. Gene Ontology annotation, cellular component: plasmodesma. The record is from RefSeq and is a predicted model, not a curated record. Gene Ontology annotation, molecular function: copper ion binding; oxidoreductase activity.